Messenger RNA from Exserohilum turcica Et28A, 528 nucleotides. RefSeq lists its product as uncharacterized. Lineage: Eukaryota; Fungi; Ascomycota; Dothideomycetes; Pleosporales; Pleosporaceae. The transcript is spliced from 2 exons. The coding region runs from base 1 to 528 and encodes 175 amino acids. The record is from RefSeq and is a predicted model, not a curated record.
AUGCACAAUUAUCUGGAGCAGAUCCGCACAACAACACAAACAGCGCUGAAAAAGUCAAGACCUACAAUCUACGACCCCAUCCAAAUCAACGACCAUUCCACAGUAGUGAUGGGAGAAGGAGGAGGCUUUCCAUUAAUGAACUUGCGGACGGAACUGCGCUGUGAUGUCUUCAGCUAUCUGCCGGACAUCACCUACGAGCCUGUUUUCUUCAAGUCCAGCAUUUGUAGCUGGGAGGUUAAGAAUCAGCUUUUGCCCAAAAUCGUCCUUGGCCCGACGCGCACUGAGAUAGACUCUAUAUACAUUACGCUCUCGGAUACCUUCCAUGAAGCUGGCAAAGAAUUCCAGGAGUUUCUAGGCAAAUUCCAAGAGCAUGGUGACAAGGUCGAGAAUAUCAGCCUCGAACUCGCGUUCUGGUAUGACAACACAAAUCUGCCGCAGCGGGUUCCUAGUGGAGACGAAGAAGUCUUCAAUAUCCAGACUAAGUAUAGGCCUGAGCGCUUGUACAGGUUUGUGAAGCAGACCUUAUAG